AUGGCACGCUACCUGCUCCCAUUUCUAGCUGCUACAGCUGUCCUCGCCAAAACGGACCUGGUAGGCUGCACCUCUCUCACUUCCACCAUCACGGGAUCAUUCGGCAGCUCCAAGGAGACACUCAUCUUUUACGACCCAGACACCCUCGAAAUCUGCUCAUCCAUCAACUGCGGAGGCGGUACCGCGUCCUCCAAGAAAAUCCCCGGCUGCCCGGCCUACUCCGGCACCGAGACGGUCACCAAGAGUUUCCUCCCCAGCUGCGCUACUGUGAAGCAUCACACGGUGACAGUCACUCAGACCCUGACGCCCCCGAGAUCGAAUAACUGGGUGGGUAGCACGACGGUGACGGUCACGCCGACGCGGACGAGCACCAUUGUCAAGACCGUCACGACGUCGUCGGGGGUGAGCGAGUUGACUUCUGGGACGAGUGAGGCUACGGCUAGGCCGAGCGGUACGGAUAACACCUCGUUGACGUCGACGGAGGCUGAGGCAGCGCCGACUGGGAACGGAGCGGAGGUUUCGUCGAGUACGGUGCCAGCUGGGGCGGGGCCGACGGCUCGGGCGGGGAUGGCGGGGAUCCUCGGCGUGGCGGCCGCUGUUGUGGCGUUUGCGUGA
Molecule: messenger RNA, 615 nt
Organism: Colletotrichum orchidophilum
Lineage: Eukaryota; Fungi; Ascomycota; Sordariomycetes; Glomerellales; Glomerellaceae
Exons: 1
Coding region: 1-615 (204 amino acids)
Source: RefSeq, a predicted model, not a curated record